CGUGCCCAUGGACACCCUCUCCAUCGCCACCACCUUCUUCUUCCCCCUCCUCCUCAUCCUCUUCCUCGUUCAACUCCGCCGCCGCGCCGCGCCAAACCUCCCGCUUCCGCCGGGCCCCUAUGGCUGGCCUCUCAUCGGCUCUCUCCCCCUCCUCCGCCCCUCCCCCAUGCCGCCCUCGCCGCCCUCGCCAAGCGCUACGGCCCCAUCAUGUACCUCAAGCUCGGCACCUGCGGCUUUGCCGUCGCCUCCUCCCCGGCCGUCGCCCGCGCGUUCCUCCACACCCUAGACAUCCCGUUCGCCGACCGCCCCCUCAACGCCGCCGCCCGCAACGUCGGCUACGACGGCCAAAACCUCGUCUUCGCCGGCUACGGCCCUCGCUGGAAGCUCCUCCGCAAACUCUCCAGCAUCCACCUCCUUGGCCCCGGCGCCAUCUCCCAGUGGGCCCCCGCCCGCCGGUCCGAGGUGGACCGGCUGGUCCGGUCCAUCCUCGACCUGAGCCUCCUCGGCGAGCCGGUCCGGGUCCAGGGGGCGGUGAUGCGGACGCUGGCUAACAUACUGGGGCUCGCGAUACUGAGCCGGCGGGUGUUCGACUCGGACGGGGCCGAGUCGAGCGAGUUCAAGGGGAUGGUCUUGGAGUUGAUGAGGCUGUCGGGGUUGGCCAACAUAGCGGACUUCAUACCGUCCAUUAAGUGGCUGGACGUGCAGGGGAUCGAGCGCCGCUUGAAGAGCCUGCACAAAAAGUUCGACGCGCUGAUGACUCGGAUGCUGAAGGAGCACGCCGAGUCCGCCGGCAAGCGGGAAGGGAGACAGGAUUUCAUGGACUAUCUCCUCGCCAAUCGCAAGACCUCCGACGGUGGAGUGAUGCUGUCAGAUGUCAACAUCAAGGGACUCAUUGUGGAUAUGUUUGUCGCGGGAACGGAUACAUCCUCGCUAACGGUGGAGUGGGCGUUCGCUGAAUUGUUAACGAACCCUUCAAUCCUCCAGCGUGCUCAGCGCGAGAUGGACGAAGUAAUCGGCAGAGAACGUAGGCUCCAAGAAUCCGACAUCCCAAAGCUCCCAUACCUUCAAGCAAUAUGCAAGGAAGUCCUUCGGAAGCACGCGACGACACCACUAAACCUCCCUCAUUUAGCCACCGAAGACUGCGAGAUUGAUGGUUACUACAUCCCUAAAGGAACAAGGCUUUUAGUUAAUAUAUGGGCUAUUGGAAGGGACCCUGAUGUAUGGGAGAACCCUCUCGAGUUUAAGCCUGAGAGGUUCUUAAGUGGUAAGGAUGCCAAUAUAGACGUGAAAGGCACUGACUUUGAGUUGAUACCUUUUGGAGCUGGCAGGAGGAUUUGUGCCGGUAAUCAUCUGGGGAUGCUAUUUGUGCAAUCCAUCUUGGGCACAUUGAUACACGCAUUUGAUUGGACGGUGCCUGAUGGAGAAGAGGUCGACAUGGAUGAGUCAGCUGGCCUUGUACUCCACAAACUUAACCCGGUUGCUGCUUUGGCUAGCCCACGUUUAACACCCAGUGCAUAUGUUUGAGAAAGGUACAGCGUACGUGGUAUCUGUAUUGUCAAGAUUAUAUGGUGACUGGCUUUGCAAAUUUGAAUUCCCAUAUGCAGCCUCAUAUAUAUGCGACAUAAGAGAGAUCUUGUGACACUGUUGGCUACUAUUAAUAUGAAAUGUUCAAUAAACAUGCAUAUGAGUUCUUAAUUUAUAUAAAUAUA
Molecule: messenger RNA, 1709 nt
Organism: Elaeis guineensis (African oil palm)
Lineage: Eukaryota; Viridiplantae; Streptophyta; Magnoliopsida; Arecales; Arecaceae
Product: flavonoid 3',5'-hydroxylase
Molecular function (GO): iron ion binding; oxidoreductase activity, acting on paired donors, with incorporation or reduction of molecular oxygen; heme binding
Source: RefSeq, a predicted model, not a curated record